Messenger RNA from Ziziphus jujuba (common jujube), 2220 nucleotides. RefSeq names its product probable E3 ubiquitin-protein ligase RHG1A. The transcript has 6 exons. NCBI's taxonomy places the organism in Eukaryota, Viridiplantae, Streptophyta, Magnoliopsida, Rosales, Rhamnaceae. The coding region runs from base 325 to 1965 and encodes 546 amino acids. Gene Ontology annotation, molecular function: ubiquitin protein ligase activity. The record is from RefSeq and is a predicted model, not a curated record.
GAUUAGUUCGCUAUCGACUGGUGUUGAUUAAACUCGAAAUAUUAGUGUAUUUUCGAUUAUUUUUUAGUGAAAUUCUGUUUGGUUUCUUGGAAAAUAUGGAGGAGCAAUGGCAGUCUUUCCUUUAUCAGGAAAUUCAAUCUUUUGAUGUCCUUAAAUCACGGAGAAAGUCUCUUAUAAAUAGAGAAGAAUAGGAACCGUGUGUGGAGACUAAUUCAAGCAAAAGAGCUUCAUCCUCAAAAAAGAAAAGAAAAUAAAUAAGAGCGACCCACUUUUUUUGGGAUGAAAUAUGGGCAAAUGAUUUGAAGAGAGUAUACGUCCAUCUAAAUGGAUGAAUAUUCUGGUAAACGAGCUGUUGACGGGCUUGUUGUCUCUAGAAAGGCAUCAAGUCUUGUUUUGAAAGAAACACCUAACAGCAGGGAUAACAACUCUCAAUUCUGCAACAGAAUUGGAUGCAAUGGAAGACUAAACUCCGUGAGAGGUGCUCAAAUUGAAAAAGGCAAACCUUCAAGGUCUUCAUUGCAUUCGCCUUCAAGUAGCAAGGAGAUGAAUGGAAGUUCCUCUAGGACUUGCCCUACAGUAGGCAAUCCAAGAAAAUCUUUCACAGAACCUUGUAAAAAGCUGUCUACUCAUUUAGAAACAGAUUCAUCUGAAACUAGUAGUGUUCAGGAUGAGCCAGAAGUUUCAGAAGUCAUACCUCCACCCGGAAAGAUUCAAAGAGGGCUUCAUAUUGAAUCAAAAAAUGCCAAGUCGAAUGUGGUAGACGCAGGAAGCUCUAGUGUGGCGGCAAAUACAAGAUCUCGAAGGAAUUUUCAUCAGAAAUCUGGAUUGCGCAACCAAGAUAAUAAUUUAGUGGGUCCCUCUGUUCCUUUGGGAUCUAAAAGCACAAGCAAUGCAACAAAUGCUAGUGCAAACAGGUAUGGAUUGAAAAAUCUAAGGUGCAAUUCAAUAUCUGAUGUUGUCCCAUCAAAUUGUUCGUCAGAUCUUGGUAGGAGGAGGGAAACAGUGAAAAAGAGAAAUUCUGAAGGAGAAAGCAGCUCCUCUGCCAGAGGGAAGAAGAUCAAUGGGUCACCAUCAGUACACAAUGCCAGUUCCAACCAUGGAAUCACCAUUUCAGAUUCAAGAAGGGCUAGAAAUGCACCUCCUAACAGGGAUAACGGUGUUGCAUCAGUUAGGACUCGUAGAUCAAUCAGUGGUCAUUCAAGGGCAAGGCUUUCUAAUCAAGGAAGUGUAAACAGUUUGUCAUGCAACGAGUCCUCUGAGGUAAUGCCAGGGUCAUCUCAACCUGAAAUACCUAUUGACAUAAAUGCUUCUGGUUCAUCACGGCAGUUAUCCACUGAAGCUCCCUUGGUUCGGCUAAAUUCUCAUAGUAGACCAGGUAGUAGUGGUGAGAAUUUACGUAGAAUUUUGCCAUCCAGUCCUGCAGAUGGGGCCUUUACCCGCAUGAAUCGGGAGAGUCUGCGGCGCUACACCAUGGAUGGGAUUGCAGAGGUAUUAUUGGCGCUUGAUAGGAUUGAACAUGAUGAGGAGCUAACAUUUGAGCAAAUACUUCUCCUGGAGACCAAUUUGUUUUUAAAUGGCCUAAAUGUCUAUGAUCAGCACAGAGACAUGAGACUGGAUAUUGAUAACAUGUCAUAUGAGGAAUUAUUGGCUCUAGAAGAAAGAAUGGGAUCUGUGAGCACUGCACUGACUGAAGAAGCACUGGCGGAAUGCAUUAAGAGAAGCAUUUAUGAGUCUGUGCCUCCAGAAGAUGUGUGCAUAGGCAGUGAUGGGGUCAGUGAUGAUGUCAAAUGCAGUAUCUGCCAGGAAGAAUAUUUGGUUGGAGAUGAAGUUGGAAGAUUGCAGUGUGAGCAUAGAUAUCAUGUGGUUUGCAUACAUCAGUGGCUAUGCCUAAAGAAUUGGUGCCCGAUAUGCAAGAAGGCGGCAGCGGAAGCAGCCUCACCUUCAACAACCCUACCCACCACAUAAUUCAUUCACUUCAAUUGUGUGGAAACACUUCCAUUAUGUACAAAUUAAGUGGUUUCUCUUCAUCUCUCUCUCUCUCUCUCUCUCUCUCUCUCUCUCUCUCUCUCUUCUUUUAACUCCUUACCCUUUUGAUGUACAUAUCGAUUCUCUUCAUCCCAAUUAACUAAUAAGCCGUAGCUGUUGGUGCUACAGCGGGAAACUCUGCAGUCAAGUCGAUUAUAAAAUUGUGAAUACUCACAAAUUGGUUCUUUUGGAAUA